Molecule: messenger RNA, 830 nt
Organism: Parasteatoda tepidariorum (common house spider)
Lineage: Eukaryota; Metazoa; Arthropoda; Arachnida; Araneae; Theridiidae
Source: RefSeq, a predicted model, not a curated record
UAUUAAUAUUUCCAACUUUUAAUUCGUAUUUUACAGGGGCAGUUAAUGACGACAGUAUCUACCUCAUUGAAAAUGCUACAUCAGAUGUAAACUUCUUGAAAAACUGGAAAUCAGCACUAUAUAGAUAUUCUGGCAUUGAUCCCAACAGCUUGAGAGUAACAAAAGUUAAAGCAGUCAUAGAAGGUAAAGAAUUUGUUUUGAAAUUUACAUUUCUCGACAUACAUCCGAAACUUCCACAAGAAAUCAAAGACAAACAAAUCACGGCAUUCAACGCCGAAAAGAAGCUCAGAGAAAAUGUCAAAAAUAAAGCUAUAUAUAUGAAUUACAGACCAUCCCAAAAAGCAAAGGUAAUAACAUAUUCACUUCUUAUGAAUACUUUUUCGAUACAUAAAAAACUUCAGACUGUAUAGUGAUAAGCCACGCGUUUUAACGUAUGUAUGAAGUGCUUUACACUAUACAUGUGUUCAGGGAAAUUGUCCAUGUUUGUUUAAAAAGGGGCUUGACACAGUAUACAGGGAAACAGUACAAUAAAAGGUUUGACACAACAUAUUGAUAAGCCACACAAUAUAUGAUCUAUGAAAGGCUUCGGCAUUAUAAUGAUAAGCCACAAAAUUUUUGAUCUGUGAAAGGCUUUGGGCAGUUUAGUGAAAAGCCACAUUAAAUUAAAAUUGUAAAAUUAGAGAUUUGAUUCUGAAGUAACCCAAUUUAAACUACCCAAGCUACAAACUACCUGUUUUAACAGCCAGUUUGUUCUUCCAAAAUCUCAGAACUUUUUCAUAUGAUUUCUUGGUGGUUUUCUUUAACACUAAACAUACCAACACUUAAUCUAU